Molecule: messenger RNA, 1836 nt
Organism: Penicillium digitatum Pd1
Lineage: Eukaryota; Fungi; Ascomycota; Eurotiomycetes; Eurotiales; Aspergillaceae
Product: BCS1 and AAA domain-containing protein
Biological process (GO): mitochondrial respiratory chain complex III assembly; protein insertion into mitochondrial inner membrane from matrix
Cellular component (GO): mitochondrial inner membrane
Molecular function (GO): ATP binding; ATP hydrolysis activity
Source: RefSeq, a predicted model, not a curated record
AUGGAUGCCAACCAGACCGUCCCCACCACAGCGGGGCCGUUUUCUACAACAGACACGGCCCUGUUGGAGGCACUAAUCCCCGGCUAUGGCUUCAUAUCACGUUUGUUGAUGUCCUACCUCAACGUUGAUGUGAGCGCCUACCUGCAGGUCCUGGUCGGACUGGCCGUCUUUGGCGCAACAGCUCGAUACACUUUGUUCAUCAUCUGGGAACACAUCCAUGAAUUUUUAGUGUCAAGAGCCGAGAUUCGUGUGGAUGACGAGACUUUUAAUUAUUUCAUGUUCUGGAUCUCACGUCAGCCGCACAUGAAACGGACAAAUCGAUUUAUCGCAGGCGUCAAAACCAAUAGUUACUGGAGCGACAAUGAAACCGACGAUGAGGAUUUUGAAAGGGACGAGGACGAUGAGGACGACGAGGAAGAGUUGUUAAACGGUGGCAAAAAUGCUUCUUUCGAUUCAUACUGGGCCAAGGUCACCAUUCGGGACAAGUACAAGAAGAUGCGGUUUACUCCGUCUGAAGGCUGCCAUUACUUCUGGUACAAGAACCGACCGCUCAUGCUCGAGCGCCAAGCCCGGGAGGGCGGUAAUUGGUACAUAAUCAAUAACGAGCGGAUCUUCAUAUCGUGUCUCGGUCGGAACCCUGCGAUUUUGAAAACACUGCUAGCCGAGGCCCAGCAGGCGUAUGUCGACCGCGACAGGAACCGCACGGUAAUCUACCGCGGGUCUCGAUUUGGUGCUGGCCAAACAUUCAGUUGGUAUCGCUGUAUGGCACGGGUACCACGUCCCCUGUCCACCGUUAUUCUGGAUCAAGAACAAAAGGAAGACUUUCUCGAUGAUAUCAAGGAAUACCUACAUCCUCGCACGCGGCGCUGGUAUACCAACCGUGGAAUCCCGUAUCGGCGUGGGUACCUUCUGCAUGGUCCUCCGGGGACUGGAAAGACGAGUUUAUGCUUCGCAGCGGCUGGACUCCUGGGACUGAAACUCUACCUGCUGGAUCUGAAUUCCACAGCCUUGGAUGAAGACAGUCUGUCGUUGCUGUUCUCCGAACUGCCACGCCGAUGCAUUAUCCUACUUGAAGAUGUCGACUCAGCAGGUAUUACCAAUGCUAGGGCUGUCACAUCUACAUCUGCAUCUACUUCCGACACCCUCGUGAAUGAUGCUACCCCCAAGGAGAGCAGUGCCAAAGUAGAUAGUCCAGCUACCAAAGAUGAUGCCAAGAAAGGCGGAAUUACACUUUCAGGACUUCUGAACGUGAUUGAUGGUGUCGCAGCCAGUGAGGGACGCAUCCUCAUUAUGACCACCAACCACGUGGAGAAGCUCGACCCGGCUCUCACCCGUCCUGGCCGCGUCGAUAUGAAGAUCCGUUUCGGGUACACAAGGGAUGCCGAUAUCAGGGAGCUUUUCACUUCGAUCUACGGGGCCAUGGACAACGACAUUACGCGCGAUGAAGCCCCAACAACCCACCAUCACAGCCAUGCUUCAGUCAAGUCACCGAAAACCACCACUAUUGCUAGUGAUGUCGCCAAGGCAAAGGGCGAAGUGAUCCAAGACUCCGAGGAGCGUAAUGGGGACAUGAAGGAGGAUAAUGCAGAAGACCUACAGGGCCUUGUAUCCCUCCGAUCCCGCAUCUCGGAGCUAGCGUCCGAGUUUGCUGCAAUUAUUCCCAGUGGCGAGUUCACAGCUGCGGAGAUCCAGGGAUAUCUCCUUCAUCACAAGGAGGAACCUGAGGUCGCGAUUCAGGGUGCAGUGGAGUGGGUUCAAACGGCGCGGGAGAAGAAGCGUGAGAGUGAGGGAGUGGGACAAGUCGAGGCAGAGGGAGAGGGGAAAGAGAACGCCUAG